This is a messenger RNA of Aspergillus tanneri, 2535 nucleotides long. RefSeq names its product Sin1 family protein. Gene Ontology annotation, biological process: TORC2 signaling. Gene Ontology annotation, molecular function: phosphatidylinositol-4,5-bisphosphate binding. The transcript is spliced from 3 exons. Bases 1 to 2535 code for a protein of 844 amino acids. Gene Ontology annotation, cellular component: plasma membrane; cytoplasm; TORC2 complex. The record is from RefSeq and is a predicted model, not a curated record. Lineage: Eukaryota; Fungi; Ascomycota; Eurotiomycetes; Eurotiales; Aspergillaceae.
AUGUCCCUGCUCCAUAAUGAAGAUUUCACGAUCUGGCAGCUUCGCACAUCAUACCUUUCCACGAUUAAAGAUGGCAUAGGCGACAGGCUUAUUAAUGUGAACAACUCCGUACUCAACACUCCCGGGUUCCGCGCGGCUGGCUGGUCUUCGGCUUCUACGAAUCCCAACACACAAAGCGCAGCUUCACAUAUAAAGCGCACUUACUCUCCCCCUAUUCCUACUACAACAGCUGUAUUUUCUGAGUAUUAUCACCAUGGUGCCACCAGAAAUGGCAACGAUUCGCAAGGACUUGGAUUCGGAGAUGGGGGUGAAGACGAGGAAGGGGGCAUGGUCACUGGCAAAAGCAAUACAGACAUAACUGGACGUCGACAUCAGGCCCGUAGCGGUAAAAGGAUACACCGAAGGGAGCGCCAGCUGCAAGAGCAUCAGAAACAGAGGGACGUAGACGAAGAUGAUAGUAGUGAUUUGAGCGAUGAAAGUGAAGAUGAUGGGGACAGUGCUCAAAGGGCUUCCCGACAAAUUAAAUUCAUCAAGAUGCCAAUACGAACUCGAGCUGGGUCGUCUCCGAUACGUACGACGGAUCGUCAAGAAGGUCCACAAGUUAUGGUCACGUCCCCAUCGCAUCCAACUAUCGGCACCCAUUACCGCACCGGGUCCCUAGGUACUGCAGUCACGGUAGGCGAACGUCCGCGCCGGGAUACAACGACAACAGCGAGCAGCGACUUGUCUUCUGAUAACGAGAUGGAUCCUUCCGCCUUCAAGAGAAGGCAGAUUCAGUUCUCUGGCCAAGACCAGGUUAUAGAACUAUCUAGAAAAGGGCAAAGGUGUGUUGGUAAUAGGAAUAUCGAGGAUCUAAAUGAACAGGGAGAGGAUUCAGGCGCCGAGUCCGUAGACUCUGUAUUGUCGUCAGAGUUUGAUGCUACAGCUGGUUCUGGAUCUCUUCUGGAAAAUGUCGGCAUAACUGGCAGUUUGGAUUCAUCAUCACCGAUUGCUUUGAUGCACAAGUUACAAAAUGGGGCUGGAUCUCAAACGGCAUCCCCUAGAAAGCCGAAACCCCCUGCUCCUGAGCUGCAAGACCUACCUCCGCCCCGUCCCAUCAGCACUGUGCAACCUAUAAGUUUGCUCUCUAAAGCGCUCAAUGCACGUAAACGAGCGCCAACUAAUCCAGUUGAAAAAUUCGCGGUCCUCUCGGGCAAAGGGCUAAACGACGCGCUAAAUAUUAAACUAUAUGUGCCAUGUUCUUCUGAUCCUGAACAGCCACUUGAUUUACCCAUUGCUCGAGAAUCAAAAUUAUCAGAGCAACCUGCACCAGUUAUCGUUGCUGAAGCUAUCGGUUUAGCUCUUUGGAGAUACUCAGAAGAAGGCUGUGAGCCGCCCAUUGAACGCAGCAAAUUAAAUGUGAAUAGAUGGACACUCCGGAUGGUAGAGGAUGGCGAAGUGGAAUACGAUUUUCCCGCGCUGGGACGAACAUCCCCCAUUGCCGAUUUCACGUCAAACAAUAACCGGGCAGCUGGUGCUAGAGGCCGGUCGCGAGGGAAGCAAUAUGACGAAUUUGCCCUCGUGGAAGCUUCCCAAGCUGAAUUUGAAGAGAACGAGCGCACAUUCCCAACAUCCAGUCAUUCCAUUCCCUCCGAAGACACAAGCGAUGCAUAUACGAUGGUCAGUACCUCCACAACCCAGCUGGCUUCGCAAAAUAAAACUCCUCGUCCAAAUCCGAUCUUGGGGCAGCCUUUCUCCUCGGCACUAAAUGACAAUACCCUCACGCCGGCCGAUCGGCCGGCGGUUCCUAUUUCUCAUGCUACUCCUCGUAUGGGCGUGUCCAAAACCCUCAAGAUAAGAUUUAUCAACCCAGAAGGCUCCGCGCAGACGACAACCCUAAAUACGUCUACCGAUAGCUACAUUGCGGAGAUCCUCGACUCCGUCUGUAAACGAUGGGGAUUAGAUAAAGGCAACUAUCUUCUCAAAGUGAUGGGUUCGAACACUAUUGCACCGUUAGACCGCACUGUUGAGGCUCUGGGCAACAUCACUGAUCUAGAUCUCGUGCGGCGGCGAUUUGGCCCCCAGUCUCUAACGGGUUCUCCGGGAAGCUCAUCCCCCAACGCUCCUCUGCUAGUUGACAAUAUUAAUGCGGCUAGCAAAAAGGGGAAGAAGAGCGGGCAGCGCAUGCUCCACCCACUCACACAGCAACAAGAUCUCACCGGAGGGUACUAUCGGCGGUAUCUUGUAUACCGCAAACAAUCCAUGUCUUUUACGGCGUCGAACCAGCGGAUAUUAACCUUUGACAAUGACUACAUGCACAUCAUGCCGGGAGAUACGGGCAAGACCGCAUCGGACACUAAAACACGGUCGAUUAGCUUCAAUGACGUGGUCGGAUGCAAGGUCAGUCGGCGGCAUCCGAAGAAUUUCCGUGUGGUUGUACUUCGCGGCAACGAUGCAAAUGAGCAAAAGCGGUAUGAUUUUGAGGGACGCAAUGCACUCGAAGCUGUCGAGAUUGUGGAUGAAAUUAAGAAAAAUAUGGCCCAUUAUCGGAUUUAG